Messenger RNA from Acanthosepion pharaonis, 924 nucleotides. The record is from the annotation of a GenBank genome assembly. Lineage: Eukaryota; Metazoa; Mollusca; Cephalopoda; Sepiida; Sepiidae.
AUGAGGUUGUCCUCUUGUAGAAAACUGAUCAAUUCGCAAACUCAUUCAUUAGCCACCCAGAUUUUAAGUUCUUCCUCUUGUGGUUAUGAUGUUAUUGUGGUUGGAGGAGGUCAUGCAGGAACAGAAGCUGCACACGCCGCUGCUCGUAUGGGGACAAAUACGCUUCUCAUUACUCACAAAAUAAACACUAUCGGAGCUAUGUCAUGCAACCCAUCUUUUGGUGGUAUUGGUAAAGGUCACCUGAUGAAAGAAAUUGAUGCUUUGGAUGGACUAUGUGGAAGGGCUUGUGAUGAAACUGGUGUCCAGUAUAGAAUGCUCAAUACCAAGAAAGGACCAGCUGUCUGGGGUCCUAGGGCUCAGAUAGAUCGUGCCUUAUACAAAUCAUUUAUUCAACAAGAACUUCUUAAUCUUCCCUUUCUGACAAUAAUGGAAUCUCCUGUAGAAGAUCUGCUAUUAAAGGAAGCCAUGAAGCCAGACCACAAAUUAAUGCAACAAGAAUGCUAUGGAGUGAUUCUUGGCAAUGGCCAGAAAAUAUUUGGGAAAUCUGUUGUUUUAACAACUGGUACUUUUCUUCAUGGUUGCAUUACAAUUGGUUUAAAAUCCCGUCCUGCUGGCAGAGUUGGAGAUGAACCGGCCAUUGGCCUUGCAAAGUCUUUAGAAAAUGCUGGAUUUAAAAUGGGGAGAUUAAAAACAGGAACACCACCCCGCUUAGAUGGAGGAACAAUUGAUUAUACUAAAAUGACUGUUCAGUUAGGAGAUAACCCUCCUAAACCAUUUUCAUUCCUUAAUAAAAACGUUUGGAUCAAGUCAGAAGAUCAGUUGCCAUGUCACAUCACAUACACAAAUGAGAAAGUUGCCAAAAUAGCCAUGGAUACUCUACACCUUAACAAGCAUGUCAGGGAAGAAAUAUCAGGUCCAAGGUAA